AUGCAGUCAGCACCAGCCUCAGUUUUGAUCGGUGUAGACCAGAUGAACAACGUGAUGAACCUAUCAUCUGCGAAGAAACUGCCGUCCGGCUUCACCCUCCUGGAAUCUCGUUUGGGAAUGGUAUUAAGCGGCAGAGGCGAAACUACCCUACUCAACAAUCAACCAGUUAUCGACUCACUCACAGUGAUGACCUCAACCUCACAAGAUCCAGUAGAACAAUUCUGUAAACUGGAACUCAUUGGUAUUACCGAAAAUCCUACGAUAACUGACGACGAUGUUGCCAUACAGAAAUUUCGACAAAGCAUCAAAUUCAACGAUGGUAGAUACUACGUUCGCUGGCCAUGGAAAGAAGGUAGACAAUUCUCCAACAACUAUCCACUAUGCUAUCGACGACUUUGCUCGACUAUUCGUAGUUUGCAACAAAAGGAAGAACUUCUGUAG
Anisakis simplex (herring worm) is the source of this 441-nucleotide messenger RNA. The record is from the annotation of a GenBank genome assembly. NCBI's taxonomy places the organism in Eukaryota, Metazoa, Nematoda, Chromadorea, Rhabditida, Anisakidae.